Messenger RNA from Trichoderma aggressivum f. europaeum, 3915 nucleotides. RefSeq lists its product as uncharacterized. Gene Ontology annotation, biological process: chloride transmembrane transport; potassium ion homeostasis; vacuolar transmembrane transport. The transcript is spliced from 5 exons. Gene Ontology annotation, molecular function: potassium:chloride symporter activity. Lineage: Eukaryota; Fungi; Ascomycota; Sordariomycetes; Hypocreales; Hypocreaceae. The record is from RefSeq and is a predicted model, not a curated record. The coding region runs from base 1 to 3915 and encodes 1304 amino acids. Gene Ontology annotation, cellular component: vacuolar membrane.
AUGCCUCAUCAGUCGUCGGAAAGAAAAGGAUCCUUGGUAAUGACCAUGGAGCCUGCAAAGGUCGCUGGCAACGGCAAAUUAGGCACCGUAUCUGGUGUCUACAUUCCCGUCUAUCUCAACAUCUUGAGCAUCCUCAUGUUCCUUCGAUUUGGCCACAUCUUGGGACAGAUUGGUUUCAUUGGCAUUCUAGUUCCAACCAGUCUCGUCACGUCAGGUCUUCUUCUCUCCGCCUAUUGUAUCGAUCUUCUCACUGUCCUAUCGCUCUCCGCUAUCGCAUCUAAUGGCGAAGUCAAGGGCGGAGGUGCUUAUUACCUGAUUUCCAGGUCUCUUGGCCCGGAAUUCGGCGGCUCUAUCGGCAUCCUGUUCUAUCUGGCCCAGGCUCUGAAUACUGCCAUGAACGUUGUUGGUCUCAUUGACUGCAUCAGACUCAACAUGGGGUCUAGCUUCCCUCAGGGCUAUUGGACUGGCUAUGGGCUUCAGACAGCUGCUUUGAUGUUAUGCACGGCUCUUUGCCUACUUGGCUCUUCAACCUUUGCAAAGGCCUCGAACGCGCUGCUCAUUGUUCUUACCUUUGCCAUCAUCAGCAUUCCAGUAUCUGCCAUUUUCAAGGCGCCAUUUGAAGACGCAGCGGCUGGGAUCAAGUUUACAGGCAUCAGCGUCGAUACACUUAUUGGAAACUUUGUGCCUCGGGUCUCUGAGAGAAGUUAUGAAGGCGUCAAGACCUUCAGGGAUCUCUUUGGUGUUCUCUUUCCAGCCACUUCCGGGAUAUUUGCUGGGGCUUCCAUGUCUGGUGAUUUGCGAAAUCCAAGCAAGGCCAUUCCAAAUGGAACACUAUGGGCCACCCUUACAACAUUUAUUGUCUAUUUUACCGUCAUCCUGUCGAUGGCCGCAGCCAUCACUCACGAAUCUUUUCUAGCCAACGAUAAUAUCAUUUCUCUGACAAGCUUAUACGCCCCUAUAAUCUUGGCCGGCGAGUGUGCUGUUACCUUCUUUUCGGCUCUCAUGGGUGUGAUCGGUUCAGCCAAGUUAUUCCAGGCGCUUGCCCGGGAUCAGCUUCUCCCAGGGCUGUCACUCUUCGGGGAGGGAUCUCGACAUGGCGAUGAGCCCAUCUUUGCCAUAUUUUUAACCUACUGUAUUGCUCAAGUUGCUCUUUUCGCAGACUUGAAUCAAAUUGCUACACUCAUCUCCAUGGGUUAUCAGAUGACAUUCUUUGUCAUGAACUUGGCUUGUUUCCUCUUAAAAAUCGGAUCUGCUCCCAAUUUCAGGCCCAGUUUUCAGCUUUUCAGUGCGCAAACUGCAUUCGUCGGGAGUUUCCUAUCUGCAGCCGCCAUGUUCUUCAUCGAUGAGGCGUAUGCUUCAACCGCAAUCUGCGCUCUCAUUCUAGUGUUUUUGCUAAUUCAUUACCUCUGCCCACCUAAGCACUGGGGUGAUGUCUCGCAAAAUCUCAUCUAUCACCAGGUUAGAAAGUAUCUAUUAAGGCUAAAGCCCGAGCACAUCAAGUUCUGGAGACCGCAAAUCAUUCUCCUCGUCAACAACCCGCGGCGGCAGACUAGGCUGAUUCAGUUUUGCAAUUCACUGAAGAAAGGUUCGCUUUAUAUCUUGGGCCACGUUAUCGUGACGGACGACUUCAAUAGCGGAGUCCAUGAGGCGAAGCUACAACAAGCAGCUUGGACACGCUAUAUAUCCGAAUUUUCCAAGAUUAAAGCAUUCGUACAGCUGACUAUGUCGCCAUCCAUAAACUGGGGCAUUCGAAAUCUCAUUCUGUCGUCCGGUCUAGGUGGUAUGCGCCCCAACAUUGCCAUAAUGGGGUUUUACAACAUGGACGACCUACGAAGAUCUAGUCAUCGAUUAAGGGUGCCAGAUAUCCCAAUGGCCCCUGCUUCCAAAAUGAAUCGCCCACCAAAAUAUCAGGGGAAAGCGACAUCAAGGCCUCGUGGUGAUACAUCUGCUCGCCUACUGGAAGGGUUCUUACCUACCGAUGCAAUUCGUAUUGAGGACAUGAUGUCUCCGGCAGAAUACAUGACGGCUUUGGAAGACUUGGCGCUGUUGUAUCGGCUGAAUGUAGCUGUUGCGUACGGAUUUGAUGAUCUAGACACGCCCCGAAAGGACGAGUCCAGCACAAAGAAGUAUAUCGAUCUAUGGCCUAUCCAAAUGUCCGCUGAGGUUUCAUCCCAGGGAAAAAAUAUGUUGACUUCUAAUUUCGACACCUACACUCUCAUUCUACAACUAGGUCAUAUUCUCCGCAGCGUCCACACUUGGAAACAAGCCUAUACUAUAAGAGUCAUGGUUUUUGUCGAAUACGAAAACGAAGUCGAAGAAGAGAUGGCACGAGUCCGCGCGCUUUUAGAGAAGCUGCGUAUCGACGCCGAAGUACGAGUCUUUUGGCUAGCUUGCGGCCAGUUGGACAUGUAUGAGCGCAUCAUCAACGGCAGGAGCAGCAAUCUCGACUGUGAGAUUAUCGUCAGUGAUGCGUUAAGAGAUGAGGAGUGGUGGAAUGAUUUGGAAGACUUCCGCGGGAAAACCGAAGCCAUGUCAUUGAGCCAAGAGUUUACACACAUGGCACAUAUUCUUACUUCAACCGCCGGAAGACCUGGAGUCUACAAUCCACAUGAAGAAAUAGAGUCACGACGGAGACGCUCCAGUGUCAUGAAUCUUUCUGGUAUACCCAAGCGGCCAAAUAUCGGCUCCCUAACGAAGAUGGGAAUCAACAUCGGGAUGCAUACUCAUCAUCUGAACGAGGAGGUCUUUGAGGAUUCUGAUUCGGAAUACGAAAGUGGCAGCGAUACAGACACCAUUAGCACGACAGGCUCUGUAAUAGAUCCAUUGUCGCCAGAGAUGUCAUCUUCGAACCGUUCUCGGGGGCCACGAACACCUCCGGGGAUACGCGGAAAUGGUGCUUUCGGUCAGGCGACUAGGCCAGGAUAUCAUGCCAACGUCAAUCGCACAUCUACUCCGUCGUAUGGUACCAUGUCAAGAUCUCAUGCCUUUUCACAAACUCAGAGUAGACACGAUUCGGUCAUCAUUCCAGCAUCCAUGAGAAUACCCGUGGUCGAUUUGGACGCCACGCCACGAGCAAAUAACCGACAGAGGAGCAGCUUCAAAAUUGAGAUUAAAAGCAUAGAGUCUUUUCCAAAUCUAGAUCAAUUGGCAAUCCGUGAUGCUCGCCACAAUACCCUCCCUUCAAGCAGCCCUACACAAUCUCCCAGCGAGCGAUAUUCGGGAGACGAUGAUACAUCAACACCCCGACCAGGUCUAUCGCGACAGUCAUCUGCAGCCCGAUUUUCUAGCCGGCCUGUUCCAGAGAUGAGAAUCACCACGGAAGAGGGAAGCUCGAGAAUUGGCUUCGCCACCACCGAUUCCUCGAGCCCGGGAACCCCUAGAACAGACCGUCCGUCGUUCUCUCGGCAGUCUUCUCUGGGCAAGUUUUCCACGCAGCCACUAGCUGAGCCGAGGAGAAACUUUGGGGGAGGUGUGCGGGCGAUUUCAUACACCGAGCAGCCGACGUAUUAUUCACGGGCAAGCACACAGUCUCGUUAUCACUCUCGACGAGAAUCCCAGCCUUCCAAUUUUGGACAGGGAGAUGUCAGCUUAGAUAUCCCCGAGCUUGUACAAUCACAUAGACUUGAUGCCGAAGCGAGCCAAGAAGAUGGUGCUCCUUACUCGGCACAAGGCGUUGCUUUGUCGUUCAACGACCUACCCAGUCGAGCGCAACACCUAAUCCUCAACGAAUUGAUGCGACAGAAUUCCAAACAAACGGCCGUUCUCAUGAGUACAUUGCCGAUUCCGAUUGAGGGGACGUAUCUGGACAAUGAUAGGACGAUUCAGUACCUUUCGGAUGUUGAGUUGCUGUGUCAUGAUCUUCCACCUACUCUUUUGGUGUUGAGUAAUAACAUGACAGUCACAGUGAGCUUGUGA